AACAGGCUUACAAGAAAAUCCAGUAUUCAAAUAAAUGUAUAUAUCUGGGCAAUGUCAACGACUUGGCAACUCUUUCCGCAGCUGCUGUUGCUCCUGCUGCUGAUUCUAUUUCAACUGCAGACAACGGAGGCAAUAUGGUUUCCCUGGUACUUUCAUCGCUAUGGUUUCGAGGCGCACAGCCAUGGAGCUACUACAAAAGUAUUGCCGUCAGGUAAAGCUGAGAAAACGACACCCAUAAGCAAGUCGAGUAAUGCCGGAUCCGCUACGUGUCCGCCUGGCUAUCAGCUGAAGGAAAGGACUCUGGCAACAUGUCCGCCCGGCUAUCAGCUGAAGAGCAAAAGCGCUGCGUGUCCCUCCGAAAAUCGUCUGUGCGAUGAUAAUCCCCUAGUAAUGCAGCUGGCACGCCUUUAUGUGGUAAGUCCGGAGCGUAUUGUGUUGUUGCUGGCACAGCCGAUGCUGAUGGAGGCCUGUGAGGAGAUAUCCGACGUGGUGGAUCACAUACGAACCGCCACAAGCAACUGUUUCCUUUCCGAUGACAACAUCUAUGGCAAGCUAGCCGAGGGUCUCAAGUACUACAAGGAGGAGGUCUGCGACGGCGGCGCCGACAGCAGCAGCAGCAACAAGAAGCGCUGCGCGAGCCUCAACGAGGCGCACAGCUGCUUAAAGGAGCUGCGCACGGACAUGAUCGAGUGCGAGGCGCCAGCGGAUUGGUAUGAGCAGCGUAAUGCGACCAAGGUCUGUCAGACCUUUAACGAUGUGCUCGACUGCUAUUACACUAGGGGCGCCAUGCUUUGUGGCCUGGAGGCGGCCCGGCAUUUGCGUUCCUUUGCUGGCGAUAGUAUGAAACGCUCCAUGAUCCAUGCCUGCGAUGUGAACAGGCGUUUGCCACGUGUUAUGGAUCCUAUGCCCGUGAUUACUGCGGCUUCUACAAAUUCUUUAAACGUUUUGUUAGCUUCUAGCUUUGUAAGUUUACAUAUAAUAUAUAUAUUUAUAUAA
Messenger RNA from Drosophila novamexicana, 996 nucleotides. RefSeq lists its product as uncharacterized. The transcript has a single exon. The coding region runs from base 52 to 996 and encodes 314 amino acids. NCBI's taxonomy places the organism in Eukaryota, Metazoa, Arthropoda, Insecta, Diptera, Drosophilidae. The record is from RefSeq and is a predicted model, not a curated record.